This is a messenger RNA of Vombatus ursinus (common wombat), 1314 nucleotides long. It is a transcript of the gene RBFOX2, whose product is annotated as RNA binding fox-1 homolog 2. Lineage: Eukaryota; Metazoa; Chordata; Mammalia; Diprotodontia; Vombatidae. Gene Ontology annotation, cellular component: nucleus; cytoplasm. The transcript is spliced from 14 exons. Gene Ontology annotation, molecular function: mRNA binding. The record is from RefSeq and is a predicted model, not a curated record. Gene Ontology annotation, biological process: regulation of alternative mRNA splicing, via spliceosome; nervous system development. The coding region runs from base 16 to 1182 and encodes 388 amino acids.
CCUUGUUCUGCUAGAAUGAAGAACGAGUCACUGACACCAGGUUAUCAUGGAUUUCCAGCGAGGGACAGCCAGGGUAACCAGGAGCCAACAGCCACUCCUGACGCCAUGGUUCAGCCAUUUACCACCAUCCCAUUUCCACCACCUCCACAGAAUGGAAUUCCCACAGAGUAUGGGGUACCACACACUCAGGACUACGCAGGCCAGACCAGUGAGCAUAACCUGACACUUUACGGAGGUACACAAACGCAUGGAGAGCAGAGUACUAACACAGCCAGCACGCAGAAUGGAGCUCUGACGCAGACAGAAGGAGGGGCACAGACAGAUGGACAGCAGUCACAGCCACAGAGUAGUGAGAGUACCGAGAGUAAAUCUACCCCUAAACGAUUGCAUGUCUCCAACAUCCCCUUCCGAUUCCGUGACCCUGAUCUCCGGCAGAUGUUUGGGCAGUUUGGCAAAAUCCUUGAUGUAGAAAUAAUCUUUAAUGAACGUGGCUCCAAGGGAUUCGGGUUCGUAACUUUCGAGAAUAGUGCUGAUGCAGACAGGGCCAGGGAGAAAUUACACGGCACCGUGGUAGAGGGCCGUAAAAUCGAGGUGAAUAACGCCACAGCACGCGUAAUGACCAAUAAGAAGAUGGUCACACCAUAUGCAAAUGGUUGGAAGCUGAGCCCAGUGGUUGGAGCCGUCUAUGGCCCUGAGUUAUAUGCAGCAGCCUCCAGUUUUCAAGCAGAUGUCUCGCUAGGCAAUGAUGCGGCAGUGCCCCUGUCGGGAAGGGGGGGGAUCAACACUUACAUUCCGCUCAUCAUUCCUGGCUUCCCUUACCCCACUGCAGCCACCACGGCAGCCGCAUUCAGAGGAGCCCACCUAAGGGGCCGAGGGCGGACAGUGUAUGGUGCAGUCCGAGCGGUACCUCCAACAGCCAUCCCUGCCUAUCCAGGUGUGGUUUACCAGGACGGAUUUUACGGUGCUGACCUCUAUGGUGGAUAUGCAGCCUACAGAUAUGCACAACCUGCUACCGCGACAGCAGCCACAGCCGCUGCCGCAGCCGCAGCCGCUUACAGCGACGGUUAUGGCAGGGUUUAUACAGCAGACCCCUACCAUGCCCUUGCCCCUGCCGCUAGCUACGGAGUUGGCGCUGUGGCAAGUUUAUACCGAGGUGGCUACAGCCGAUUUGCCCCCUAUUGAAGUGACGUGACCCCGCAGACGGGACAGCCCCCUGUUCAUGAGGCCUGGCUAUUGCAAUAUGUACUCCUAGAGGAACUCUAUAGCAAGAUGAAGAGGAAAAACAAAAAAAAAAAAAAAACACACAAAAAAAAA